Medioppia subpectinata is the source of this 924-nucleotide messenger RNA. The record is from the annotation of a GenBank genome assembly. NCBI's taxonomy places the organism in Eukaryota, Metazoa, Arthropoda, Arachnida, Sarcoptiformes, Oppiidae.
AUGCACGGCUUGAAUGUGCCCAUCAGGAAGAAGGACAACAUACCCGCCACCGGCGGCGCCAUCGGGAGCGUAGGCUAUGGCGGGUCCGGCUCUGGAGACACGGGUUUUCCCUAUGAGUGCAAAGUGUGUCCAUUCGUUGAGGCGGUGUUUCAAAGAGAGAGCGCCCGAACCAACACCGCUGAGGGCACUAAACCCACUUGGAAUGAGACGUUUUCGCUUAAAUUCAAAGCCCCGGAGAGCGAUAACCUGUGCUCAAGUUUGGCCAAAAUAAGUGAUUGUAUUUAUUUGAAUCUAUUCGAUGAAGUGAUUCUCGACUCCGGAGAGACCAUUACCAGCGAUGGCCAGAAAGUGAUCCAUAAGCGGACCGAACGCCGGUGGUUGGGAUCUCUUAAGAUCCCCUUCUCUACACUAUAUCUCAAUUCAAAAAUUGAAGGUACGUUUAGUUUAAGCACACCAUUGGUGUUGUUAGGCUAUGAAUACGAUAACAAGAGUUAUCUCUUGGGAUCCGAUACCACCACAAAAAACACGUCUAAACAGACGUAUCUUACAUUGUUUGUCACAAUUGACCCAUCGCUACAAUCGCCCGAACCAUUGGUUAUAAAAUGCGAUACCGUAGAGAGUGAAUCGCUGGAACUGUACGCUAAGAAGUGGCAAAACAAACUCAAACAGGAGUUCCCGAACCGAUCUAUCAAGACGUUGGCCGUCAAUAUGGAGGCCAAAUCGGUGCUCGUGUGCCGAUACCUGCGGCCACUGAAACCGCCCGAAGAUUUUUUGGUCAACUUUAACGUCACGAACGACAUAAUGGCCCGAUUGGCCCGUUUCGUGUCACUCAUACCGAAAGUGCCCGACAGCGUAGCGCUUCCCGGUGUGUGCGACAUAUGGUGUGCUUGCGAUCAGUUCCUGGACAUGAUGUUAGGCGGCGAA